GUCGGAGCCUAUGCUCUGCGGUCACACUUAGUCUGCAAUUUUCAAGACGUUAUUACACGCGCGCUUGUUUUUCGGCUCGUAAAAAACAUAAAUUGUAAAGCUUAAAAACAUCAUAAAUCCGCGAAGUUAAAAACCAAUUUAUGCUUGGUUACUAGUAGCAAAUAAUCAUAUCGUAUACGUAUCGCAUAAUCGCCACAACUCUAGUGCGAGUGCGACAGCAAUAUCAGGCAAAGUGCAACGAUUGCAACGAAGGGGAAAAUCCAAAGAAGUUAUUAAUUUUAGAGUGAAGCGUUUAGCGGUAAAAACUACAUUAGGAAGCUGCAGUUAAGUCAUGGAACCCUGGAACGUUUAAAAACGGAAAGGGAGUUUUCGGCCUCGCGACAACAACAACAAUAGACAGAGGAAGAACAAGACUGCGACGGCCACUCCUUUUGUGUCCGACUUCGAGAUGUGUUCGUGUUCGUGUCCGCGUCCGCCUUUGUGUGUUGAGCAAUUGAAAACUGGUGAUUUCUGAAUAAAUUAAGGUAGCUAAAUUAAUAAUUAGCGAAGCGAGUGGGGCCAAUAAAAAGUGAAAAUCUUCUGCGUUUUCGUUAAGCAAAAGAAACUACAACUACAGUUAGAGAUAAGAAGAGCUCUCUCACCCACACAAACGAGACACACACAAAAGCGCAGGCCGAGCGAACGAGUGUGCGUGCAUGUUUAUGACUCACGGCUGGUUCAGUGAGAGGGAGCGAGAAAGAGAGCGAGAGUGGUGGCUUGAGUAACAGUAACAAUACCAAACGCAAAAAAACAACAACAAGUCGUCGAGCGUUUAGAAUUUUCCAAGUCGAGCGUAACUAAACGCAUUGGAGGAAAUUUCCCCACGCCAACAACACUCAAACCCAGACACAAAGGGAAAGAAGGAAAACCGAUAGCAAGAUGAGCUUCACCAAGUGGUUUAAGAAGAAGGAGGCGAUCUCCGAAAUCGGUGCCCCCACGAAUUUCCAGCGGCAUUUUCAUGUGUCGCGUAACCAGGAGACCGGCGACCUGGAAGGCCUUCCGGUAACUUGGGUGCGUCUCAUGAACCAACAGAUUACUCGCGAUGAACAGGACAAAAAUCCCGAUGCCGCUUACCAUGCUGUUAAAUACUACAACUACUCGAUCAAGAAGAAGGAGAACGAGGUGUUCAAGCCCUUCAUCACCGAGGAUGUGAUCCACGAGGAGUCCAAGGAGAUCGAAAACUAUGUCAACUACAAGAACAAGCACAAGUCGCAGGAUCCGGAGAAAUCGGAGGACGAAAGCAGCAGUGGAUGCGGAUCCUCGACAGGCAACAGCAACAGCAGCAGCAUCAAUGACAGCAGCCAGCAGUCAACGGUGCCACUGGACGCGUUGGAAGAAGUCUUUAAGGAGCUAAAGUCCAAUCUGGAGCACCGCGAAACGCUGAAGGCGGCGCCACAAGAACCACCACCAGUGCCGCCCAAGAAAUCACCGCAUGCCAUGCCGCCUAAGCCACAGAUCAAGCCCAAACCCCGGGUAACCCAGAAGUUCUCACGCACAUCGGACCUCCGGCGGGACGAGGACUCCGACAACAACCAGCACACGAUUAACACCGACACUAUCAUCAUCAAGCCAGCCGGCGGUGCCCAAGAUGCCGGAGCGGAUGACAAUCCAGAUGAGACGAUACUGCGCCGCUCGAAGGAGAAGCGAACCCAGAAGACCGAUGCCGAGAUUUACGAUGAGCUGCGAGCCAUCUGCAAUCCAGAGGAUCCCCGGGAACGUUACAAGACCACCCAGGAGGUGGGCAAGGGGGCCUCCGGUAUAGUCUUCAUAGCCGGUGAUUUGCAGAACGAGUCACAGGUGGCCGUCAAGACCAUCGACAUGAAGAACCAGUCCUCAAAGGAUCUCAUACUCACCGAAAUCCGGGUGCUCAAGGACUUUAACCACAAGAACCUGGUAAACUUCCUCGACGCCUACUUGCUGGAGCCCGAGGAUCAGCUGUGGGUGGUCAUGGAGUACAUGGACGGCGGCCCGCUGACCGACGUCGUUACCGAGACUGUGAUGAAGGAGCGCCAAAUCGCGUGCGUUUGCCGCGAAACACUCUACGCGAUCAGCUUUCUGCACGCCAAGGGCAUCAUUCACCGGGACAUUAAGUCGGACAACGUGUUGCUGGGCAUGGAUGGCUCCGUCAAGGUGACUGACUUUGGUUUCUGCGCCAACAUCGAGGGCGAUGAGAAGCGCCAGACGAUGGUGGGAACCCCGUACUGGAUGGCGCCGGAGGUGGUCACGCGCAAGAAGUACGGCAAGAAGGUGGACAUUUGGUCCAUUGGAAUCAUGGCCAUCGAGAUGAUCGAGGGUCAGCCGCCCUAUCUGUACGAGACUCCGCUCCGCGCCCUCUACCUGAUCGCUGCCAACGGUCGGCCGGACAUCAAGAGCUGGGACAAGCUCAGUCCGAACCUGCAGGACUUCCUCGAUCGCUGCCUUCAGGUGGAGGUCGACCGAAGGGCCACCGCCGACGAGCUACUCAGCCAUCCGUUCCUCAACGACUGCAGCGAGGUCAAGGCACUGGUGCCCAACAUCAAGGCCGCCAAGAAGGUGCUCCGCCGCAACGUAUAGUUGCUGUGCAAUCACCGGGCGGCCAGGCUGCUCUACGCGUGAUCGGAAGCGGGUUCGGGAUCUGCCCCGAUUGUGUAUAAUGAGUUUUCAAUGUAAAUUUGUUUUGUGUGGACGAAACCGGAACUGGAACUGGAACAGAAUGCUGAUCGUAGUCUUUGUAGUGUGUACAACCGUAGAAAUAGCGAGAGCGCAGGACUAGGACCCGGCAACUCCCCUUCGAAAACAGCACGAGACAGCGAGGGCAGAGAGAUGUGCAGACGCCGGUAUAUUUGGAGGAAAUCGUCGCAAAACCAUGGCUCCAUAUCGCAUCGCUCGGGCAGUUCAUCGAUGGCAGAGGGGCGGGGUUUACCGCUUAGAUUGGAUUGUCCUAUGGCAAAUUAGCUUACUCCGUACAUGGCGCGUAUACAUGUAUAUGACCACGCACACAAACACGCACAUAUGAUAUAGAUACUGUAUUAUUAACUGUAGGGACCUAAGUUUGAUUACUCUUUAUAUACCCGUAUAUAUACAUAAUUGUGAUUUAAGCGAUUUUAUCAAAUCUGCAUUAUGCGAUUCUUUAUAAAAUUCGUCGUAGUCAGUAAGUGCAAACGAGCCCUAAACAGAGAACAUGCAAUACUUGUUGUAAAUUACCAAAAAAAGAAAAAAAAAUCGAAACAAAGGCGAUAAUUAUAGCAAGUCGAAAUGAGUGUAACAAGUGCCAUUAGGACUAGAGCUAGCAGCAGCAAGCGACACACCAGCAAAAACAAAAUUAUCUCCACAAUUUAUGCAUUUCCCAUAGAAUACAGAUAUCGAUGCAAAAGAUAAAUACUUAGACAGAUAGCCAGAGCAUGUAUAUUAGCUGAUAUUCGCAGUGUUGACGGGAUUGAGGGAAAAAUGAUUGAUAUUCCAUUUUAAUUAGUACAAACUUAAGACUAACCAAACGCCACAAAAGAACAGAUUUAAUUAGACUUUCUCGUUCCUUCCCCGAGAUAUACGCCAUACGCACAAAGAAAAUUGUAAUUCUAAACAGAACCCCAUCAUAAAUAGAGUUGUUAUAUAACGCGGUAAUGUCUGUGUCAAAUUUCAAGAGAUAAACUAAAAACAAAGAAUAUCCCAUAAGGGAGUAUAUGCAUAUAGAAGUGGUAUAAGUAUACUAAAACUAGUCCCAACGGGAAUCACGAAAGAAAUAUCUAGAAGUGGCGCUAUAAAAUAUCUUUGCCAAAAUAGGUUUUUCCUUAUUCCGUUCACUUAUUUAGUUACAUUUUGAUGCUAUUUCCCACCACAAGAUUUACCGAGAGUUAUGUCAAAAGCUAGUCGCCCUUUUCUUUUUAGAAAUUGUUCUGAAACACAACACAGGAGGAUCAGAAAGGGUACUUUGGCCAGCCGGUGUUAGCUUUCUUUAACUGUUAUAUAUACACUUACCGAUAGGGAUUAUCUUUUACUUGCAAUUCUGAUAUUAGUAGGCAAUGAAUUGCUGCUGCUGCAGAUCGGUUCAUAGUUAAAUUUUAUAUACGAAAUGAUACCCAAAUUAUUGGCCUAUAAUUAUGCAUUCAUAAUUUUUAAAGAGCUUAACUUUUAAUCGAAAAUUUACUUGAUUUUCUUAAUUUAGCUUAAAUGAGUAUUAGGCAAGGCAACGAACGAAGAGUAUUUUAGGGUUUUGAUGGCCUUUUUGGAAACCGAGACAUACCCGACAUUACAUAUUCGCAAACGCAUUUAAGACGAACGCAAAUAUUGCAAUUAAUAACGUAAAUGUAUAUGAAACUUAAGUCUUCAAACCAAACAAAGAACAACAAAAUGUAGCAUAAUUUUUUAUACGCAACUUUUAUUGCAAUUGUAAAGGGACGAAUAGGAGAAAGAAGAAGCUGACAUCAAUUUUGAUCGAUUCGUAAUUAUAUUAAUAUACACAAACACAAUUGGCUCUAUUUCAAUUAAACUUAAACGUAGUUAAAAUACAAAAUGCAUAUUAAUGUGCAAGGUCACGACCCGACUUGCCAAAAUAAACGUAAACAGUAUGAUAAAUAAUACGAAGAUAUAUAUAUAUUUAAAAGAGCGGAUAAAGCAACGGUACAUUAUCGCAUCAACUAUCGCUUUAAUUCAAAGAGAAAAUCCCGCAAUCAGUUUUAUGUUUUAUGUGCGCACGUUUAGUUUUGCUUGGAACCUAAGUCGUAUUCAUAUAUUCUACUAUUAUUUAGAUUUAUUUUGCAAUUUACGAUUUAAGUCAACCUUAUACACAGACCCAAAACCAUUUAGUUAUCGUAGUCCCAUCCACUUCGCCCAUCGAAGUUGGCCCCUCACAAUUGUAUGUAUUUAGUUUACCUUGCACUGUAAUUUUUAUUUUGUGUUGUUAAAUAUAUCGUUAUUUACUUAUUCGACCAAA
Drosophila ficusphila is the source of this 4948-nucleotide messenger RNA. It is a transcript of the gene Pak3, whose product is annotated as serine/threonine-protein kinase PAK 2. Bases 919 to 2592 code for a protein of 557 amino acids. Lineage: Eukaryota; Metazoa; Arthropoda; Insecta; Diptera; Drosophilidae. Gene Ontology annotation, biological process: protein phosphorylation; intracellular signal transduction; regulation of axonogenesis. The transcript is spliced from 2 exons. The record is from RefSeq and is a predicted model, not a curated record. Gene Ontology annotation, molecular function: ATP binding; protein serine/threonine kinase activity. Gene Ontology annotation, cellular component: cytoplasm.